UGAACAUUCAGGGCUCAGACUCAGGACCAAACAGGAGUAGCUUCUACUGCCUGAAGUUAUGAGUUACCCAGGAAGUCAGACACCUUGAAGGCAUCUCCGUCAUGUGGGACACUGUGGGAGGAUGACCGGACAUCUGCGUCUUCUCAACAUCACAGGAGCUGGAGGAACGACUCCCUGCAAAAUGAACAGUGCAGUGAUUCUGAUAUUAACAUCCAGCUGCUUCACCUGGUCUUCAGCUGCACAUACUCCCAGUGAAGCAGCUUCCAAAAAGCUGAAGUUCCUCCUCGAGCCGCCCGUGUUCGCUGAGGUUGUUGGCCGAAGGGGAGAAAACGUCACGCUGCCGUGUAUCCUGAGGACCAAACCUACUCAUUACAAAGUGAAGUGGACAAAGAGGGACCCGGAGAACGUAGGGCCGGAGAACAUCAUCAUGAUAGCAAACGCUCACGCCUGCAAGCCGUACGGCCAUCUUGGAUCGCGGGCUUCUCUCCGGAAGGCCCACGCCUUGGAUGCCUCGAUGCAGCUCAGCCAUCUUGCGCUGGAAGAUGGCGGCACGUACCGCUGUGAGGUCGUCAAUGGCAUCGAGGAUGAGAGUGUUGCCAUUACUUUGAGGAUUGAAGGUGUGGUGUUCCCAUACCAGAGCAAAAAUGGCCGCUACAGAUUCACUUUCCACGAGGCUAAGGAGGCUUGUGAAGAGCAAGAUGGGACAUUAGCCUCAUACAACCAGCUGUACAGAGCGUGGACCGAGGGUCUGGACUGGUGCAAUGCAGGCUGGCUCCGCGAUGGGACCGUCAGUUACCCCAUUAUUCAAAUUCGACCUGCGUGUGGAGGAGAGGUGCUCCCUGGCAUCCGCAGUUAUGGACCGAAAGAUAAGAAUCACGAUCGGUUUGACGCUUUCUGCUUCACCUCCAAGACUCCUGGCUUGGUGUCCUACAUAUCGGGGUCUUUCUCCUUCGAGCAAGCAGGACACGCAUGCAAACGCCAGGGAGCUGAGCUGGCGUUGGUCGGCCAUCUUUACUCCGCCUGGCGUUUCCAGAAAUACGAUCAGUGUGACGGCGGAUGGCUGAGAGACGGCAGCGUACGGUUUCCCAUCAGCAACCCCAGGGAGCGCUGUGGAGGCAUCCCUGAAGCAGGGGUGCGCUCAUUUGGAUUCCCUAACAAGAUGAUGCAUCUUUACGGCGCCUACUGCUAUAGGUAGCCCUAAAUAAACAGAAACAAAUACACUUUGUGAGUCCAAGCAAGAAAACCUGAGAGACCCAGAAUUUACUGCACAGUGUACACAGCUUGACCCGCCAAUCCUGAGCAAGAACUCUGACGUGAAGCUACAGACAAUUACUAACAGAUUAUACUUGAUUUUUCAACAUUUAUUUCAGGAUGCACAAACCACUUUGAACAACUGGCAGAAAACGGUAUAAAGCAUGUUUUACAUACUCAAUCAUUUUGUACUUAACCUGUAAUAACGUUUUGCAUGGCGUCACUCGUCUGUGAAGGUUCAACACGUUUGGUUAACGUUGGGUCGAUCAACACGAGGCUGAGCUGCUUACUGUGAGCUCGUUCAAAGAAGCUAAAACUCUGAAGUGCGAGUAACACUGCUGCUUACUUUCACAAUGAACUUUUUAUCUGUUCGUUAACUAAAUGAGAUCUAAUGCAUUCAACAAGUUGGCAAAAAAAUGAUUUGACAAUAAAUUAUUUGUGCAAUAUUUC
This is a messenger RNA of Scatophagus argus, 1701 nucleotides long. It is a transcript of the gene hapln2, whose product is annotated as hyaluronan and proteoglycan link protein 2. The transcript is spliced from 6 exons. Gene Ontology annotation, molecular function: hyaluronic acid binding. The record is from RefSeq and is a predicted model, not a curated record. The coding region runs from base 122 to 1195 and encodes 357 amino acids. Gene Ontology annotation, biological process: cell adhesion. NCBI's taxonomy places the organism in Eukaryota, Metazoa, Chordata, Actinopteri, Scatophagidae.